Molecule: messenger RNA, 1293 nt
Organism: Symbiodinium pilosum
Lineage: Eukaryota; Dinophyceae; Suessiales; Symbiodiniaceae
Source: the annotation of a GenBank genome assembly
AUGUGCUCUCGGCACUUCAUUUCGCCGUCCUCCUGCGUUUGGCGGGUGCGGGGAUGCUGGGGGGGAAGGGCGGUUUCAUCUGGAUUGGUUGACUUGCCCAGAGAAGUGGUAAUCGCUGGUGCAGCGCGCACUCCCAUUGGCUCAUUCUGCGGUGGCUUGGCUUCUCUGUCCGCAGUUCGCUUGUCUGCUGCGGCGAUCGGUGCCGCGAUGCGGCGAGCCGGCCUUGAGCCACACGAAAUUGACACGGUGAUGUUGGGGCAGGUGCUGGUGGCAGGUUGUGGGCAGAAUGCUGCUCGUCAAGCAUCGCUUUUGGCUGACAUCCCGGCGAGCGUCGAUUGCACCAGCAUUAAUAAAGCGUGUGCCUCAGGCCUCAAAGCUGUUGCGCUGGCCGCACAGGCCAUUGCCCUUGGCCAGUCAGAUGUGGCAGUAGCUGGCGGCAUGGAAAACAUGUCCCAAGCACCUUACAUAAUUCGUCAUGCACGACAAGGCGGUUAUCAUUAUGGUCAUGGUGCGCUUGAAGAUAUUGCCUUGCUGGAUGGCUUGUGGGAUGCCACCCAAGACUGUCACAUGGGCAGUUGCGUGGAGAACACAAUCCAAGAGCUUUCCAUAUCUCGCGAGGAGCAGGACAGAUACACCAUUUCUUCAUAUCGACGUGCGGCCGAUGCAUGGCAGCGAGGUGCGAUGGAUGGUGAGGUUGCUCCUGUCAGAGUUAAAAGCACCGGAACCAAGUCGAAUAUGGAAAAACGCUCCAUGAUUGUCAGUGUGGACGAAGAGUAUGCGCGCCUAAAGUUGGACACAGUUGCUUCUCUGCCGCCGAUUUUCGAAGAGGGUGGUACGAUCACCGCAGCAAGUACUUCGUCGCUCAAUGAUGGAGCUGCAGCUUUGGUUCUGAUGAGCGCUUCGCGGGCAAGGGAUCUCGGUGUGUCCCCACUUGCCCGGAUCGUUUCGUUUGCGGAUCACGCUGUGGAGCCACUUCACUUUGCCAAAGCACCAAGCGCAGCAGUUCGCACAGCCAUGAGGGCUGCUCGUAUGUCAUCCAUCAAUUUCUAUGAGAUCCACGAGGCCUUCGCUGCAGUUGCUCUGGCAAAUAUGCGACUGCUUGAUAUAGAUCAUUCGCGUCUAAAUGUGAAUGGAGGCGGCGUUGCGCUUGGCCAUCCGUUGGGCGCAUCUGGUGCUCGCAUCCUAUGCACACUCCUGAGCGUGCUGGUGCAACAGGAUGCAGAGACAGGCUGUGCUGCGAUUGCAAACGGUGGAGGGGGUGCAAGUGCAUUGGUGAUUGAGCGAUUACGAUAG